Trichomonas vaginalis G3 is the source of this 348-nucleotide messenger RNA. RefSeq lists its product as uncharacterized. The transcript has a single exon. The record is from RefSeq and is a predicted model, not a curated record. Bases 1 to 348 code for a protein of 115 amino acids. NCBI's taxonomy places the organism in Eukaryota, Parabasalia, Trichomonadida, Trichomonadidae.
AUGAAAUCUGUUCCAUACGUAUGUUAUGGUAAUUGUUUGUACAUUGAGUCAAAAAUAGCUAAUGUCACAGGUAUUUCAGGAGUUAAUAGUAAAGGUUCAGUAGAAUAUAAGUCUUUCUGUUAUGCAGUCAAUUCAAUGUUCAUUCCAAACGUUCCUGUCAUAGCAACUCAUUUAGGUAAAUGGGUUCGCAUUAGUCCUCAUAAUUUGAAAGACAUGCAAUUCAGACUUGUUGACUUUCAAGGAGAGCCUGUAGAACUGAAGGCACCAGUGCGAAUGACUGUUGAAGUUGACUUUUUAGAAAAUAUUAAAUGCAACAGCUUACAAGAGAACUCAGAGCUAAAAAUAUAA